CUGGGGGAUGACACAGCUCUAUUUGCAUGCAGGGUGUAUAAUACCGACCUGACCGCGAACAGCGAGUCAUUCGUUGCUGUUAGAUCCAGUGAGGAAACAUGCCGGAACCCGCCAAGUCUGCGCCCAAGAAGGGCUCCAAGAAAGCGGUCACCAAGACCGCCGGCAAAGGAGGCAAGAAGAAGAGGAGGACCAGGAAGGAGAGCUACGCCAUCUACGUCUACAAGGUGCUCAAGCAGGUCCACCCCGACACCGGGAUCUCCUCCAAGGCCAUGAGCAUCAUGAACUCCUUCGUCAACGACAUCUUUGAGCGCAUCGCCUCCGAGGCCUCCCGUCUGGCUCACUACAACAAGCGCUCCACCAUCACCUCCAGGGAGAUCCAGACUGCUGUGCGCCUCCUGCUGCCCGGUGAGCUGGCCAAGCACGCCGUGUCCGAGGGAACCAAGGCGGUUACCAAGUACACCAGCUCCAAGUAAACAGCUCUGCUGUUAACACACAAACCCAACGGCUCUUUUAAGAGCCAC
Poecilia latipinna (sailfin molly) is the source of this 521-nucleotide messenger RNA. Its product is annotated as histone H2B 1/2. The coding region runs from base 99 to 473 and encodes 124 amino acids. Lineage: Eukaryota; Metazoa; Chordata; Actinopteri; Cyprinodontiformes; Poeciliidae. Gene Ontology annotation, cellular component: nucleosome. Gene Ontology annotation, molecular function: protein heterodimerization activity; DNA binding; structural constituent of chromatin. The record is from RefSeq and is a predicted model, not a curated record. The transcript has a single exon.